CAAGUGUGCAUGUCCCAGUUUCCUGAUCGUCAGCCACAGGGUUUGGACUGAGGCUGCUUCACCCAGGAUGGCGAACCUGACUUUCAGACACUCUCCCUUCUCCUCCAGCCUCCACCACCACUGCCUCAGAUUGCUACUUCUCUGAGAACAGGGGGAGGCACUGGCCUACGUAAUCUCCAAAUGUGACCUCUCAGGUACACUUGAUUUACUUACGUGGGUAGAAGCCUUUGGAGGUAGUGAGCUGAGGUGAGGAGCAGCGUGAGGGUGUCCUGGGACACUCUUUGGCUGCAUCGGCCCCCAAGCUGGGGGUGAAGAUAGGCUGGCUGGAACGUGCCCUGCCGCAAGCCGGGCAAGGAUGAGGCGUUUCCUGAGCAGAAAGGGCCGCUUCUCCCUGCGCCAGAGCAAGUCGGGAACUCGGAGUGCCUCCAAAGAUUUCUACCUCGGCCUCCCAGCCACCAAUCAGAACUGGCCAGAGGCAUUUGGCUUCCGACUUGGAGGCACUGGGCCCAGCUAUAUCCUGUCUGUUGUAGAAGGCAGUAGUGCCUACCUGGCUGGCCUACAGCCUGGUGACCAGGUGGUGGACAUAGAGGGCCAGGAUGUGACCAACCUCAGCACACCGGCGCUGAUCGCUCUGGCUCAGACCCUCAAGACGGUCCCACCGAGCAUCGGGGUGGUGUCACGGAUUGAACAGAUUGACAUCAACCCUGGCCCAGAUGGCCGUUUUGGCUUCACCAUUGUGGGAGACAGCCCACUAAUGGUUGAGGACUGCAUGCCUAAUGGUCCAGCUGGCCGCAGUGGCCUCAAGGCAGGGGACUAUGUCAUGGAGGUCAACGGCAUUCCAGUGAAGCACCACGAAACAGCAGCCGCCAUGAUAAAAGCAGCUCAGGGACGACCUCUGCGUUUGGGUGUGCUCAGCAUGGCUCGUCGACCCAAGCGGCUGAGCAGCAGCAUGAGGGUGCUGUCACAGAGCGGGGAUAGCGUCAGGGAGAGCCGGGCCCACAAGGCCAUGGAGUUCAAUAAAAAAGUGGAGGACGUGUUAGGAGAGGAGCCAGAUGUGAAGGAACAGCUGUUUGAGGUGCUAAAGCAGUACGCUGCUGAGAGGGAUGUGGAGAGCCUGGCUGAGGCCCUGCCUGAUAUUCUGAUCACAGAGGAGCAUCAGCAACUGAUUGACAGUGUCAGGAUCUUCAUUCCCAAGAAGCACCGGGAGCGUUUUGACGAAGUGGUUUCCCAAAGCCUGAUGAGCCGGCUGAAGGGGCGCAGCUUUAGUGACCCCAGCCGCAGCCACCUUCGCCGUAGCCGAAGCGAGGAUCACCCCGAACGCCUUCUUGUCUCCACCCGCGCCAGCUCAGUGCCACGCACCCACGCAGAGGAAGGUGUGGUACCCCCUGCCCGAGGCAUGCGCAAGACCACGUCACUCAUAGCUGGCCACUCCAGUGGCACCACCACAAACUGCAGGACAGUGAGAGUUUGCAAGGGCAACAUGAGUUUUGGCUUCACUCUCAGAGGCCAUGCUCCAGUGUGGAUUGACUCCGUGAUCCCUGGAAGUCCUGCAGACAAAGCCGGUCUAAAACCAGGAGACCGCAUCCUGUUUCUCAAUGGACUGGACAUGAGGACCUCCUCGCAUGAAAAGGUAGUGUCCAUGCUGCAGGGAAGCGGUGCCAUGCCCACACUGGUAGUGGAGGAUGGGCCGCCUACAUUUACCCUUGCAGAGCAGGACCUUGCAGGAGGCGGUGUUCCUACAGAACGGGCCCGCUCUCCUGUGCUCAGCUCCCUCCAGUGGGUGGCAGAGAUUCUGCCUCCGAGUAUCAGGGUUCAGGGUCGCACCUUUGGGCAGCAGUUGGAGCACCUGCUGACCAUUCAGGAGAGAUACACAAUCUGCAAAGCAUUGGAGAACUUCUUCCAGCAUAGGAAUGUUGACACUCUGAUCGUGGAUGUGUUCCCAGUGCUGGACACUCCAGCAAAACAGGUGAUCUGGCAGUUUGUUUACCAGCUGCUUACGUAUGAAGAGCAAGAACACUGCCAGAGCAAGAUUUCACGUUUUCUUGGAUACAAAUCCCCAGUUCCACCUCCACCACCACCACCUCCCCCUCCUCCGGAGCCCGAGGUUGUCCCUGAGCCCCACCGCCGUAGCAGUUCCAUGAGGGUGACAGGGACCACGUACAGGAGCAGUGUGAGGGGACGUAGCUCUGAUGACCUGGUCAUUGGUACACACUUGGGCAUGGGCCACCGUGCAGAGCCAUUACUGGAGACGGGGAUGAGGCUAGCUCCAGGAGAGAGACAGUCAGGGGAUGGUACCUCUCUCCCUGAAACUCCCAACAACCUCACUAAUCUGUCAGCAGUGUACGCUGAACUGGAGAACAUGUAUUCAGCCAAGAGGUCCAAGUCUCUGAAGAGUCGCCCGCCUCCUGCCCCUGAGAGUUUGCUGGAUCUGGACCCUCCGUCACGCACGGCAUCCCCUACGAUACACCUUAACACAGGUAGCCGCAAAGGCCCUUCAUCCCAUACAUCCUGGCCGGAGCCUCUCCCCAGCCCCCCACAAUCCCAGUUCUAUCCAUCAGGGUUAACAAGCCAGACCAGUGGGGAGUCCAACCCUUACAUCAGCCUUGACAGUCCCCCUCCCUCACCUCCAGAACCCCCUGACUACCCGUCGAGCCCCCCUGCUCACCGCAGCAGCAAGCGCCGUUACACCUUCUCCAAACCGCCUCGCUCUGAAGACACAGACCGCUUUCUGGAUGCACUGAGCGAGCAGCUGGGACAGAGGGUGGCAAUUGUCGAUGACUUCUUGACUCCUGAAAACGACUAUGAAGAGGAUGUUGUGCAGAUGGGCUUCCCAGAUGAAGAGGAUGAGGAUAAUGAAGACGAUUUGGUGGUGGAUGAAGAAGAAAGUGGAGGAUUUGUCGCUCCAGAGCUCAGCAGCCCGAGUGAUGUCCAGAGCAGCAGUGGAGAAGAAAAUGCCUCAUCUCUGACCUACUCAUCUUCCUCUGAUCACAUUCCCCCACCCCCCAUGACCCCUCCUCCACCCCCACCAGUCCAGUUCAAUGAUCCACCUCCGCCUCCUCCGCCCCCAGCACCUGCACAGAGUCAACCGCAGCACCAACAGCAGCAACAGCAGCAGCAACUAAGCUACACUCCCGAACAUUCCCCAAGAACAUACGUGCCCAUCCGCCGGAAAUCCGGCCCUCCUCCCCCACCUCCUCCCCGCAGUAAUCCACCACCUAAACGCCACUCCUUGCAUAAAGUCCUCCCUACAAGGGAAGACCUACAGGUGCAUGCUACCAUACAAGAGCUAAAAGCCUACCAAGAGCAACAAGCCUACCAGGAAAGGCAAGCCUAUGAGGAGCAACAGGCGUAUAAAGAGAGGCAGGCAUAUGAAGAGCAAAAAGCCUUUGAAGAACAACAACUCCUGCAAGAGCAGCAGGCCUUGCAGGAACAACAAGCUUAUCAGGAGAAAAUGUUCAAAGAGAGACAGGCUUAUGAAGAGCAGAAGGCAUUCGAGGAGCAGAAAGCUUUUGAAGAGCAACAGUUGUACCAAGAGCAACAGGCCUACCAAGAAAGACAAGCGUACGAGCAGCGUCAAGCCUACCAGGAGCAAAAAGCAUAUGAACAGCGUCAAGCCUACAAGGAACAAAAAGCAUUCGAGGAGCUUCAAGCCUACAAGGAGCAAAAAGCAUUCGAGGAGCUUCAAGCCUACCAGGAACAAAAGGCCUAUGAGGAGCAAAAAGCCUAUGAGGAGCGACAAGCCUAUAAGGAGCAGCAAGCGUAUCAAGAGCAACAGCUGCACCAGAUCUACCAGAGCCACCACUCGAUGCCUGCCCAGCCAACGCAGCAGAAAGCCCAUUCACCUCUUCCUCUUCAGUCCUUACCUCCUCUUCCCUCUCCAGACUCCGUCCAUCACCAUGCAAACCACCCUCUUUACAUGAUGCGCCAAGCACAGCAGCAGCAGGCCCACCAGACUCAUCAUCACCGACGUCUGUCCCGUUCUGCGCCUCCCCCACACCAGCCGUCACCCCAACCAACAGGCCAUCCCAGCCAACAAGGUCAGUACGUAGAGGGCAUCUACCAAAGUCAUCAGAGUGUAAGACCCCAGCCCCACCAUUCCUCAACUGAGAUGCUCCACCAGAUGCACCAAGCCCCGGCUCAUCAUUCCUCAACUGAGGUGCUGCACCACUUGCAGCAAUCCCAGGCCCACCACUCAUCUGCUGAGAUGCUUCAACAGAUGCAGCAAGUCCAUGCCCACUACUCAUCAUCAGAAGUGCUCCACCAAAUGCACAAAUCCAAGGCCCAUCAUUCGUCAACAGAGCUCCUGCACCAGGCACAACAGAUGCAGCAAAUACAGCCUCUCCACUCCUCCACCGAACUUCUCCACCAAGCCCACCAGAUGCAUCGAGGACAGCCCCACCAUUCCUCAACUGAGCUGCUCCAUCAAAUUCAUAAACCCCAGGCGCACCACUCCUCUACAGAGCUUCUUCAUCAGGCCCAUCAAAUGCACCAACCCAAGCCCCAUCACUCCUCCACAGAGCUUCUGCAUCAAACCCAGCAAGAGCCUGCAUCCCUCCCAGUUCAGCUAAAUCGGGAUGGCCACUCCCAUCAGAGCAGGAGAAGUCUAAAGGGCCAUCAUCAAACUGAAGUGUCGGUGCAGGGGAGGCACCAAGAGCAGCAGAUCCACCAAACCCACCACCCCCAGCCCACAAAACCCUCCCCCCAGAGACCCCACUCUAUCCAGCAGACGCACCACCAUUCCAGCACUCCUCAGAUCCACCACAUCCAUCACAUGACCCCACAGCCACCUCCUCAGGACUACCAGCACCAGAUUCACGUCAUCCACCCUCCCCAGCAGCCUCACAGGCCCCAGCCCCUUCUCUCCACCUUUCAACCCCUGCAGCCACACCAACCCACCCUCUCCACUUUUCAGCCACUGCCUCAACACCCCCAGUCACAGCACCAAGUCCAGUCCUCCACCCAAACUGCCCGCCCACAGUCACAGCCCUCGCAUCAUUUGCUGCAAUCUCAACACCAGUCACAAUCCCAGCCUCACCAUAAACAAUCCCACAGCCAGAGCCAGCCCCAGUCCCUCCCCCACUCUCUUUCUGACCCCACGGAGCACCUAGAGCCCCCACCACCUCCUCCUCUCCCCCCACCCUGCUCCCCUCCACCUCUACCAAGACCUAGUCUGUCCAGAAUGGACUCCAACCAUAUGAGUGUAAAGAGGCUGCGCUGGGAGCAGGUGGAAAACUCAGAAGGGACAAUAUGGGGACAGUUGGGAGCAAAUUCUGACUAUGAAAAACUGCAUGACAUGGUGAAGUAUCUGGAUCUGGAGCUGCACUUUGGAACACAGAAGAGCGCCAUGCCUGCCCCAGAACCAUGCCCUCAGCUAGAAACCUUCAAGAAGAAAGAUGUUAUAGAAAUUCUGUCCCAUAAGAAAGCUUACAAUGCCUCCAUCCUGAUAGCACACCUGAAGCUGUCUCCAGGGGAACUGCGUCAGAUUUUGAUGAACAUGGCCACAGACAGGCUGGAGCCAGCCCACAUUAAACAGCUGCUACUAUAUGCCCCCGAUGCAGAGGAGAUCAAAAAAUAUGAAGAGUAUAGACAGGACCCCAGCAAACUGAGCGAGCCAGAUCAGUUUGUGCUGCAGAUGUUAUCAGUACCGGAGUACCAGACCCGCCUCCAGUGCCUCCUCUUCAAGUGUUCUCUUCAGGAGAAGACAGAGGAGCUGAAAGGAGCAUAUGACUGUAUUUACAACGCCUCCAUGGAGCUGAAGACCAGCAAGAAGCUAGCUAAGAUACUAGAGUUUGUGUUGGCGAUGGGGAACUACUUGAAUAACAGCCAGCCUAAAACCAACAAAACUACAGGCUUUAAGAUCAACUUCCUUACAGAGCUGAGCACAACUAAAACAGUGGAUGGGAAGUCAACAUUUCUGCAUAUCCUGGUUAAAUCGUUAUGUCAACACUUCCCGGAUGUGUUGGAUUUUUCCAAAGAUCUUACGAUGGUUCCACUUGCAGCAAAAGUAAACCAGAGGAACAUCACCUCCGAUCUGAAUGACCUUCAUACCACAAUCCAGGAGAUUCGCUCAGCUUGUCAGAAGAUGCCUGCGACCUCUGAGGACCGCUUUGCUGUUGUCAUGAGUAAUUUCCUGGAAAACAGUCAUCCUGCAAUCCAGUCUCUGGAGUCUCUCCAACAGAGAGCCAUGGAAGAAUUCAGCAAGACUGCCUCCUACUUUGGAGAAGACGGCAAAGCCACAAAUACCGAGGCCUUCUUUGGUAUCUUUGCCGAAUUCAUAAACAAGUUUGAGAGAGCUCUGAGUGAUCAGCAAGUUGCUGAAAUCCCAAAAAGCCCCAGGAGUCCACGAAUGGCCUCCCCGCUGGCCUGGUAACACACAUGCACGUGUGAAGAUUACAACAUGCAGUUGUUCAUACAGAACAAAGUAUACCCAAGUACACAAACAUCCUAUAUACGUAUACUAGUAUAUAAAUACAUUAACAUACAAGCACAUAAACCACACAUCACAAUACCAAGCAAAAAAAACAAGUUAGAUGAAGGGAAAAGCAGAAGCAUUGGCAUCAAAGACAGAUAAUGUAGCUUUAGACCAGUGUUGUACUAUAUUAUAUGUAUCUUCAAUGAUGACGACCAGUCAGUAGACUGCAACCUUGUUUAACCUUCAGGAUAACUCUGCUGUUUGAUAGUCGCUCAGUAACAUCGCAUAGUUUAAGUAAUAUUUCUCUAAGCCCUCUAAGUUUAGGUCAUUGAGCACCUGCAUAGUGCGGUAUGACAAUGAUUUAAUAAAAUCUUUGUGGCAUAACCACAAUUAAGACAUAGAUCCAAAGAUAGAUAUUUAAUUUAAAUAUAUUCACACUUGUUGGUUCAGAUGAAAGUACAAAAGCAGUUUUUGAAUUAGUUUGACCUUUUUAAGGUGCCCACCGCACUGAAUGUAACCUAAAUUCUUUACUAAGUGAUGCUUGUUUUCUUAAGUAAGUCCUCAGCUUAGGAUGCAUUCUUUGCAGCACUCCUUUAGUUUCAGUGGAAUUUUCCAUUUUCUACCAUGCCAGCUGUGGUGGUAAGAUUUUUUUUUUUUGUAUUGCUGUUGUAUAAUGGCUCAAAGUCACUGUUGGUGGAAUUUUCCAUCUCAAACCGUGCCAAUAUACCAGUAGGAUUUAUUUCUUUUUUGGAUUGUUCAUUUUGUUUCUGCAUUGCUCCUAUAUAAUGCUUUACUUCUUAUCCUACCAACAUGUACGUAUAUAAAGGUGUCACUGGCUCCAGUCUCGAAGACACUGAUAACAGAUUGCCGAAGUGGGAUUAUGUGGAUCUUACAGCGGGCACUGUGCAAUAAAUGAAUGUUUAACUGUAGUCCACUGUUUGGUGUUAUAUCUAUUAAAGUGUAAAUAGGGAUUAUAUUGUGCGUGUGGACUGUACAUAAUAAGACAGAAUAUGAAGAAAACAUACACUACAAUUUAUAAAGCACUUUGUUACUUUAAUGUAUUAACCAAGUAUUUCUUUUACUGAAUGUGUGAUAUGAUGGGACCAUAGAGUUAUACCACUGAGAGGUCGAAAUAUCAUAUCGUGUAGCAGCAUUUGAUAUCAUUUUCACACACAACUAAUAAUGCAGUAUACCAGCUGUUCAGAUAUUCCAGUGCUUUGUAAAAACUGAAGCUUAUAGCUAAUAUUUUUUGAAAUCAUAAAAUAUUAUUACAAAUUAUUACGGUAACAGUAAUGUGUGCAGUCAGUAAAACCUUUGUUUUCUAAUGGUAUAAGUUGUAAUGUUCUGGCUAAAGUACAGAAUGUAAACCUCUAAGGCACUGGCGUUCAUUUAAGGCCUACUAAGUGUUAAGUCUGUGUUUUGUAUUGUAAUCUAAAUCUGACAAAUAUAAAGAGCUGUGUGAGAUCCACA
This is a messenger RNA of Neolamprologus brichardi, 7882 nucleotides long. It is a transcript of the gene grid2ipa, whose product is annotated as glutamate receptor, ionotropic, delta 2 (Grid2) interacting protein, a. Gene Ontology annotation, molecular function: protein binding. Lineage: Eukaryota; Metazoa; Chordata; Actinopteri; Cichliformes; Cichlidae. Gene Ontology annotation, biological process: regulation of DNA-templated transcription. The record is from RefSeq and is a predicted model, not a curated record.